AUGAAUGUAAACAUUCAAAUGUUGGAGCAAGGAAACAAAAACUUGCAACACAUUGGGGAUUCAAAGAAAAAGAAUCUCAUCCACUUUUAUCCUAAUCUAUCAAGCAAUAUGGGCUCAAAACAAAGUAAAGAGGUGGAAUCAAAACAAAGUAAAGAGGUGGAAUCAAAACAAAGGAAAGAGGUGGAGUUAAAACAAAGUAAAGAGGUAGAGUCCAGUUUCACAGCACCACAUUUGGUUGCAGCCAUUGACUUUGGUACAACAUAUUCUGGGUACGCAUUCUCAUUUCGUGUUGAUUUUGAUCAAGAUCCAUCUAGAAUCAAAGCCUAUAACUGGAUAGCUGGGAGUCAAUCCCUGAUUUCUCAUAAAGCACCAUCAGUGAUUCUGUUGAAGCCGGAUAAAAACUUCGAUUCAUUUGGAUAUGACGCCGAAGACAAAUAUGCAUCACUAACAGAACUUAGUGAGCAUGAGGGAUGGCUGUACUUCAAACGCUUCAAGAUGGCUCUUCAUAAGAAUAAAAGACUAGGACGGUCUACCUUGAUAAAGGACAUAAACGGUAUUGAAAUGCCUGCGAUUGCAAUAUUUACGAUGGCAAUAAAGUUCCUCAAAGAGCACCUUAUGGAAACUUUGGAAAAAGUAGCGGACAAUUGUACUGAGGACCUCAUUCAAUGGGUACUUACUGUUCCCGCUAUCUGGGAUGAGGGUGCUAAACAGUUUAUGAUGGAAGCAGCAGAAGACGUUAGUAUUGAUUUCAAACAUACAAUGAAAAGCAUUGAAAUGGUAAAAUUUUCCGUUUAA
Saccostrea cuccullata (small rock oyster) is the source of this 795-nucleotide messenger RNA. Its product is annotated as heat shock 70 kDa protein 12B-like. NCBI's taxonomy places the organism in Eukaryota, Metazoa, Mollusca, Bivalvia, Ostreida, Ostreidae. The coding region runs from base 1 to 795 and encodes 264 amino acids. The transcript is spliced from 3 exons. The record is from RefSeq and is a predicted model, not a curated record.